Loa loa (African eye worm) is the source of this 624-nucleotide messenger RNA. RefSeq lists its product as hypothetical. The record is from RefSeq and is a predicted model, not a curated record. NCBI's taxonomy places the organism in Eukaryota, Metazoa, Nematoda, Chromadorea, Rhabditida, Onchocercidae. The transcript is spliced from 5 exons. Gene Ontology annotation, cellular component: mitochondrial inner membrane. Gene Ontology annotation, biological process: mitochondrial electron transport, cytochrome c to oxygen. The coding region runs from base 1 to 624 and encodes 207 amino acids.
AUGUUGGCUCUCACUCAUCUUGUAAGUAAGGCCGUUGCGACGAAACCAUAUUUAGUACGUCAAAUUACCACCACUGUCGUUCGGAAUGGCAAAUUUUUCGCCGACGCUGAAGAUAAACGUCUCGAUCAGCACUAUAUGGAUGUCUUCAACGAUCCAAACAUCGACGGUUUCUUUUUACGAGGAGCUAUGCAAGAUUUACACGAACUGGAUAUGAUUCCUGAUCCUGAUAUCUGUGAUGCCGUGUUACGUGCAUGUCGGCGUGUGAAUGAUUUUGCACUUGCCAUUCGUUUUAUCGAAUCUCUGAAAGAAAAAUGUGUCCUCAGACGGUGGACUCACAAAUGGUUAUUGGAUAAGAUCAAACCUACCAUGGACGAAUUAGGUAUUCCAACGUUGGAGGAAAUGAAUUAUGACAAGCCUGAAUUGUUCGUGCCUAUGUCUGAUUGGUGGUGGGAACGGAAAUGUGCUGGAAGGAGAUUGAUCAAUUCCAGAUUUUCAAAUACACGAGAAGUUGCGAUGCAAAUGACAUUAUUAGUGGAUAUUAGUGUUAUGAAUGACACUAGUAGUAUUAAUAAUUAUGAUGUUUGGCUAAAUAUUAUAAGAAUUUUGAGCGACACAGUCUUAUGA